Closterium sp. NIES-65 is the source of this 723-nucleotide messenger RNA. Lineage: Eukaryota; Viridiplantae; Streptophyta; Zygnematophyceae; Desmidiales; Closteriaceae. The record is from the annotation of a GenBank genome assembly.
AUGAUCCGGACAGCUGCAUGGCGCAUUGCUAACCGCCGUGCACUUACUAUCAUCUUCUCAUGCGUUCCCUCCUCCCUCAAGCGUGACCUUCGCCCCCCAUCCUCCCCCUCCCUCUGGAAGUCUCUCUCCUCCCAAUAUGAUCGCCAGGACCUACGUUCCCUCCUCUCCCUCUUUCGCACAUUCCAAGACAUCACACUGGACUCCUCCCUCAACGCUGCUUCCUUCGCUCGGCGCCUCACAGACACUGCACAACGUCUCAAUGAUCGUGGCAUCUUAAUCUCCGACACCCUCCUCACAGCACGCAUCCUUGACUGCCUCCCACCCACCUACGACACUUAUCGCAUCAACUUCACCUCCCAGCACAUCCGUCUUCCUCCUGUGGCUGUUACCAUCGACUGGCUUCUUGACAGUGAGGCUGACCUUCUGCGUGAAUCUGCCUCCAUCAAUGCCGUUCAUGCGCGCAAAGGAACAAACACCGGCGGCAGCAGCGGGGGCGGACCAGGACGUGGCUCGGGCGGUGGUGGAAGAGGAGGCGGUCGCGGAGGUGGACAAGGAGGGCGCACUGGGGAACGUGGCGGGCGUGGGGCAAUCACUUCAACCACGGGUGGGCUCUCUCCGUGCCAAUCCAUCCUCACUAAACUCCUUGACGGCCUCCCCUUACCCUUCCCCCCCUCCUCCUUCCCCCCUCCCCUCCUUGCUCAGUUUGCGUUGAAAGCAAGCUAA